AUGAAUUACAGAAAUUCACGUAUUAACAUACUCAUCCAGUCUCACUAUCAAGGACCCCCUCCUUCCGGAGGAUAUUCUCAAGGAUAUCAUCAAAGUGCACAUCAAGGUGCACAUCAAGGUGCAAAUCAAGAUCCACAGCUGGGUAAUUACUAUCAACAAGGCCAGAAUCCACAGUAUUACCAACAACCCACACAUAUCAUCAUGGUUCCACCUAAAGAGACUAAGACUAGUCGGUGUAUUGAGUGUUUGACGUGGUGCUCUUUUUGA
Molecule: messenger RNA, 267 nt
Organism: Dujonia railenensis
Lineage: Eukaryota; Fungi; Ascomycota; Pichiomycetes; Serinales; Debaryomycetaceae
Source: the annotation of a GenBank genome assembly